Messenger RNA from Petromyzon marinus (sea lamprey), 3090 nucleotides. The record is from RefSeq and is a predicted model, not a curated record. NCBI's taxonomy places the organism in Eukaryota, Metazoa, Chordata, Hyperoartia, Petromyzontiformes, Petromyzontidae.
UGACGAUGAAGUCGUGCUAUAGAGAGAGGCUGGGGUUUGGUUUGGGAGCUGUGGUUGGAAGUGAAACCUCAGCGAGCUGUGGGUGGGAUGUCGCCACACUUCAACUGAAGGCGGCAGCAGGAGCGACAUAAAACGUGGUGCGUGCUGAGAACUGAGCAGACGGCGCCGUGGCUCUGAGCCAUGGACACGGAGACGAGGAGACGUGCGGUGUGGAUGAGUGUUGUCAUCUGCAUCUUGUCCCGCAUCACGAGUGUUCAUUUACAGGCAUCCCCCAGAGAGUAUUUUGUUGCUGUGGGACAGGAAGUCACCUUGACGUGUGACAGAAACACUCCAGGAUGGUCACAGUACGACAAUCCCAAUAUCAGCUCUAUCACCUGGAGGCGGCGUGGUGAAGGCAAUGGAGCACCCGAUAUGGAUUUAACAAACUCACGAGAUUUCAGGAUAACAGUCAUUAAGGAUGUUGAUCAACAUCGAGUUUCUAUCCGAAUCGCAAAUGUGCAGCACAGUGACGCUGGGGUUUACCGUUGCCUGGUUAAAAGCGAAGUUGGAACAGAGAGUCCCAUGAUGGAAAUUAUCACAAUGGAAGUUUCAGCAAACCCAUCCAGUGUCGUGAGUGAAGGAGAGACUGUCACAUUGACGUGUCACAUCUCAAACAGUGCCUAUGUUAAAAGUAUUGUUUGGACUCACGGUGGCACUGAGAUGAACCCAGCCACAUCUGUGCUGACACUGAACAAAGUAAAACGAUCUCAACAGGGACAAUGGAAAUGUGCUCUACAUGACCAGCAAAACAGUCCCUUUGCCUCGUACAAUUUGGAGUUUAGAUCAACUGGAAGUGAUGUUUGGCAGGCACCGGCAGUGAAGAAAUAUUGCAUACAAGACGGUGGGGAGGUCUCUUUGUCAUGUGAUGAAUCUGAUCCUGGAUUUCAGUGGAAAGAUCAUUCACAGCUGGCACGCGCUGUCACUUGGAAAUGGAGAUCGCAUGAUGGCACAACAAAGGGUUCUGAUCAGAACAUACAAUAUCCAUCGCAACCGUCUGAUUAUAUAGAUCAGUUUCCUUUAACAUUGUCGCUAGUUACGUUUUCAAGUGGUGGGGUUUACACAUGUGAGUUUACUGGCUACUAUAGGACAGGCACCCUCACAAUGGAACUGGUCACAAUGAAAGUUUCAGCCAACGCAUCCAGCGUCGUGAGUGAAGGAGCGACUGUCACAUUGAGGUGUGACAUCUCAAACAGUGGCUAUGGAAUAGGUCUGGUUUGGUAUCAUGGUGGAACUUACAUUGACAAAGGCAAUUCGCUGACACUGAACAAAGUAAAACGAUCUCAACAGGGAGAAUGGAAAUGUUUUCUAUAUCACCAGCACCACAGUCCCUUUGCCUCGUACACACUGGAGUUAACAUCAACUGGAAGUCAUGUUGAGAAGGCACCCGCAGUGCAGAAAUAUUUCAUACACGAGGGUGGGGAGGUCUCUUUGUCAUGUGAUGAAUCUGAUCCUGGAUUUCAGUGGAAAGAUCAUUCACAGCGGACACGCGCUGUCACUUGGAAAUGGAGAUCGCAUGAUGGCACAACAAAGCGAUAUGAUCAGAACAUACAAUAUCCAUCGCAACCGUCUGAUUAUAAAGAUCAGUUUCCUUUAGCAUUGUCGACAGUUACGUUUUCACGUGGUGGGGUUUACACAUGUGAGUUUACUGGCUACUAUAGGACAGGCACCCUCACAAUGGAACUGGUCACAAUGAAAGUUUCAUCCAACACAUCCGAUACCGUGGCAGAAGGAGAUAGCAUCAGUCUGACCUGCCAGCUCUCUAACGACUCCUAUGCACACAUGGUCAGAUGGAUUCACAAUGGGAUUGAGAUCAGCCAUCAAAGCAGCCUCGUUUUGGUGAAAGUGAAGGCUGCUCAGAGUGGGUUGUGGAAGUGUUCCCUGAAAAGGGAGAGUGGAGAGAUCUCAGAGGUAGCGUACAAUUUGAACGUGCAGAAAAUUGGUGCAGAGCAAAACGCACCUAGGAAUUACGCGGCUAAAAUUGGUGAAGGAACCACGUUGUCCUGCACCGAGUCUGACCCUGGGUUUGUGUGGAGGAGCUCCUCCAAUGAGUCUCGUUUGGUCACCUGGUACUGGAGGCCACGUGGUGACAGCACAGUCCGUACGAUACUCGCGGCCCACCCAGCCGGACCUCACGCUGCAUUCAGUUCCCACCUCAACUCCCACGUGAACAUCUCGUCCUCCGCUUUUGACGACGACGACUUCUCUCUGACCAUCUCAGUGGUGAAUGAUGAUGCAGGGGGGGUUUACACUUGUCAGGUUGAAGGAUAUUUCCGAUCCUGGCAGUUGGAAAUGGAGUUGAUUACGUCACAAGUGCCAGGGGCAUCUCCGUACGUGUCGGUUGCUGUUGGUGUGGUGCUGGCUGUGCUUCUCUCUGCUGGAGCUGCUGUUGUUGCAGUGGUGGGCUAUAGAAGAAGGAAGCUCAAUGCAGCAGAGUCUCAGGCAGAGCAAGAAAGUGCUUAUCAAGCAUUGAACUUGCAAUCGAUGAUGAUGGUUGGCCCUGAUCCACAGCGAGGAAGCGACUAUGAAGUGCCGGAAUCGCCAUCGGUGACCAACAAUGAUGCCCCCCGGCAGGAGCGCGAAGGCCACUACCAAGCCCUCAAGCUGCAGCGAAAGGAGGCAGAAGACGAUUAUGACAAUCUUAACGUACGACGCGAGGACGACACGGGCCUUGGGGCCCUGGCCACUCGUGCCCGUGAGGCGCCGUCUGGGCUCCCAGCCCCAGAUGUGGCCCUCGGGAACGGCGUCCGUCGCUCGCAUCUCCAGGGGAUCUCGGCUGCAUCUUCCGGACCCAGCUUUAGUUUUCGUUGAGCACACAAGUGGUUUGUAGAGGCCACAGGGUGUUUCAAAGGCAGUUUCUUGCUCGUGGCUCUUGAUGUGAAGCGGUGAGGGGGGGGAGGGGACACGAAAACCACAACCGCUUAGCCCACUUACAGGUGACACGUGCAGGUGCAGCAUCAGCCGCCAUGGAGUCUCUGCCAAAGACAAUAUCUACAUCAGGGCCACGUCGGAACAUCGAAAGGAAUGUUUGCCACAAGGCCAGCGUGCAUUUUU